AAGCGCCACUUCACUUUAAACACUACCGUCUUGAUAUCACACAUCCAGCAAGAUGAUUGUAUCAGAGCUUUUUGUCAGUUGUGUCAUUCUAGUGGUGGCUGUUGUAUUUUUUGUCAAGAAGUCAGUUCAGAGAUACAAGUUCAAAAAAUCGGUCAAUAAAUUCCCAGGACCACCUACUAUUCCAGUUCUAGGAAAUGUCAUGGAUUUGUUGGUGCCAAGAAAUGAACUUAUGAAAGUGUUCCGAAGCAGAACUGAGAAUUACGGUCCAAUCUUCAGAGUAUGGAACGGCCCAAUAGCGGAAGUCCACCUCACCAGGCCAGAGCAUUUAGAGCUGAUCAUGAGCAGUUCCAUGCACAUAGACAAGUCUAAUGUUUACACUCUUCUGCAGCCUUGGCUAGGCACAGGUCUAUUGACUGGAACUGGAGCCAAGUGGCAUUCCCACCGUAAGCUCAUCACUCCCACCUUCCACUUCAAGAUCCUGGACAUCUUCCUGGAGGUGUUUGUUGAAAAGUCGUCCAUCCUUGUAGAGAAGCUGCAGAAGGCUCCAAAGGACACUCCCAUGGACCUGUACCCCUUCAUCACUCACUGCGCUCUGGACAUCAUUUGUGAAACCGCAAUGGGUGUGUCAAUCAAUGCACAAGACGGGAACAAGUCAGAUUAUGUGUCGGCUAUCUACGAAAUCAGUGAGCUGACCAUUCAUAGACUCCUGAGACCUUGGUAUCAUCCUAACUUCUCCUUCUACAUGUCCUCCUACGGCAAACGCUACAAGAAGUGUUUAGACAUCCUCCACGGCUUUACCAACAAGGUUAGUUCCACCCUGACUUUGGUACAGAGCACAAAGGACACAACCCACUUACUCAAGAAAAAAAUUCUAGGCAGUUGACAGUACACAAUUGAAGUUACUAAUUGUAUAU
Messenger RNA from Macrosteles quadrilineatus (aster leafhopper), 914 nucleotides. RefSeq names its product cytochrome P450 4C1-like. The transcript has 7 exons. Bases 53 to 883 code for a protein of 276 amino acids. Lineage: Eukaryota; Metazoa; Arthropoda; Insecta; Hemiptera; Cicadellidae. The record is from RefSeq and is a predicted model, not a curated record. Gene Ontology annotation, molecular function: iron ion binding; heme binding; oxidoreductase activity, acting on paired donors, with incorporation or reduction of molecular oxygen.